Molecule: messenger RNA, 1056 nt
Organism: Salvelinus fontinalis (brook trout)
Lineage: Eukaryota; Metazoa; Chordata; Actinopteri; Salmoniformes; Salmonidae
Product: phytanoyl-CoA dioxygenase domain-containing protein 1-like
Exons: 5
Coding region: 1-462 (153 amino acids)
Source: RefSeq, a predicted model, not a curated record
AUGGCAGGAGACUAUACAGCUGUCAGAAACGUUUGUGAGGAUGAGAAGUACUGGGGAAUAGCUGGGGGUCCAGUCCUGUCUGUGUGGCUGGCUCUAGACGACUCACUGGCAGAAAACGGAGCCUUGAAGGUCAUCCCAGGAAGCCACUGCUCGGGCAUGCUGCCCCACCAACUCGCCACCCGCCCCGGAAACAUGCUGUCAGUCAACCAGGAGAUCCCUGAGGAGCUGGUGCAAACAGACAGCGCUCUACUCUGCCCCCUGCUGGCUGGGCAGAUGUCUAUCCAUGAUGGGUUCCUGGUCCACGCCAGUGACCCCAACACAUCCCAGAAGAGACGCUGUGGCUUCGUGAUCCGAUACGUCCCUACCUGUGCCUACCCUAUACAGGACCCAGACCGCCCCAGACGUUUCCAUGCUACAGUGAUGGCCAGUGGAUCAGACCAGUUCAGUCACUUCUCCACCUAGCUAUGAUAAGCCUUACACCACAACUCCAACCAUAUCCAUACCGAUCGCAUUACUGUAUUACUGUCUGCUACUUAGAGGAUCCUAAUGAUGCUGUGUUCACCUUGAUGACUUACUGCUGUGGUCACCUUGAUGACUUACUGCUGUGGUCACCUUGAUGACUUACUGCUGUGGUCACCUUGAUGACUUACUGCUGUGGUCACCUUGAUGACUUACUGCUGUGGUCACCUUGAUGACUUACUGCUGUGGUCACCUUGAUGACUUACUGCUGUGUUCACCUUGAUGACUUACUGCUGUGGUCACCUUGAUGACUUACUGCUGUGGUCACCUUGAUGACUUACUGCUGUGGUCACCUUGAUGACUUACUGCUGUGGUCACCUUGAUGACUUACUGCUGUGGUCACCUUGAUGACUUACUGCUGUGGUCACCUUGAUGACUUACUGCUGUGGUCACCUUGAUGACUUACUGCUGUGGUCACCUUGAUGACUUACUGCUGUGGUCACCUUGAUGACUUACUGCUGUGGUCACCUUGAUGACUUACUGCUGUGGUCACCUUGAUGACUUACUGCUGUGGUCACCUUGAUGACUUACUGCUGU